AUGACCUCAACAACCCUAGUCAUAUCCUCCUCAUUCCUUUUAAUCAUUACAAUUCUUAUUUUGCCCCUGCUUAUGACACUAAGUCCAGCCCCUCAAAAACCUAAUUGAGCUGAUACCUACGUAAAAACUGCCGUUAGCACCGCAUUCUUCGUGAGCCUACUACCACUUAUGAUUUACCUCACCCAAGGAGCAGAAAUUGUUAUCACAAACUGACAAUGAAUAAAUACACAAAUAUUUGAUGCUAAUAUUAGCUUUAAAUUUGAUCACUACUCCCUUAUUUUUACCCCUAUCGCCCUUUUUGUGACAUGAUCUAUUUUAGAAUUUGCCCUCUGAUACAUACACUCUGACCCCAACAUGAAUCGAUUCUUCAAAUAUUUACUUCUUUUCCUAGUAGCCAUAAUUACUCUCGUAACAGCUAACAAUUUAUUUCAGCUAUUCAUUGGCUGAGAAGGAGUUGGUAUUAUAUCUUUUUUACUUAUUGGCUGAUGACACGGGCGAGCAGACGCCAACACCGCAAGUCUUCAGGCAGUAAUUUAUAAUCGUGUAGGAGAUAUUGGACUAAUUCUAGCUAUGGCUUGAUUCGCCAUGAACCUAAACUCUUGAGAGAUGCAACAGAUUUUUGCUUUAUCAAAAAAUUAUGAUAUAACAGUACCACUAAUUGCACUUAUCCUUGCGGCAGCAGGCAAAUCGGCCCAAUUUGGCCUGCACCCAUGGCUUCCGUCCGCCAUAGAGGGCCCGACGCCAGUAUCUGCACUGCUACACUCUAGUACAAUAGUAGUUGCAGGCAUCUUUCUUUUAAUUCGCCUCCACCCAUUAAUAGAAGAUAAUGCACUAGCACUCUCAGGUUGCUUAUGUUUAGGUGCACUUACAACCCUAUAUACAGCUACUUGCGCACUUACCCAAAACGACAUCAAGAAAAUUGUCGCUUUCUCAACAUCAAGCCAGCUUGGACUCAUAAUGGUAACAAUUGGAUUAAACCAACCGCAGUUAGCAUUUCUUCAUAUUUGCACACACGCAUUUUUCAAAGCCAUGCUUUUUCUUUGCUCAGGGUCUAUCAUUCAUAGCCUUAAUGAUGAACAAGAUAUUCGGAAGAUGGGGGGCCUCCACAAACUUUUACCUAUCACCUCAACCUGUCUUACAAUUGGAAGCCUAGCACUAGCAGGCACUCCAUUCCUCGCCGGAUUCUUCUCAAAAGACGCUAUUAUUGAAGCCCUUAACACUUCCUACCUAAACGCCUGAGCCCUUGUCCUAACACUUAUUGCCACAUCAUUUACUGCAGUCUACAGUUUCCGAGUAGUCUACUUCGUAACUAUGGGAUCUCCCCGGUUUCUCCCACUAUCCCCCAUUAAUGAAGAUAACCCACUUAUAGUCCAACCUGUAAAACGACUUGCCUGAGGAAGUAUUAUUGCAGGCCUCAUUAUCACAUGCAACUUUCUGCCUAUAAAAACAUCAAUCAUAACCAUACCUAUUGCGCUUAAGGUAACAGCCUUAUUAGUAGCUAUUACCGGCCUUCUUGUAGCCAUAGAACUUGCAGCCACAACUAAUAACCCCUACAAAACUGCCUACAAGAACUACCCUCACCACUUCUCAAAUAUACUAGGAUACUUCCCUUCAUUGUUACACCGACUCUCCCCCAAAGCUAGCCUAAUCCUUGGACGAUCAACUGCUACGAAACUCGAUCAAACCUGACUUGAGAUCGUAGGACCAAAGUCAAUUACUCUUACUCAAAUAAUGCUGGCACAAGUCGUAGGUAAUAUUUCGCAAGGAACCAUUAAAAAGUUUUUAACCAUUUUCCUUCUAACCAUAAUCUUAGCAAUUGCCCUAAUUAUUAUUUAA
Pimephales promelas (fathead minnow) is the source of this 1836-nucleotide messenger RNA. NCBI's taxonomy places the organism in Eukaryota, Metazoa, Chordata, Actinopteri, Cypriniformes, Leuciscidae. The record is from the annotation of a RefSeq genome assembly.